This is a messenger RNA of Spirodela intermedia, 1075 nucleotides long. Lineage: Eukaryota; Viridiplantae; Streptophyta; Magnoliopsida; Alismatales; Araceae. The record is from the annotation of a GenBank genome assembly.
AUGACGAUAAGGCCUCCUCCUCGUCCUUGCCUAUCCCCUGGCGGGUAGACGGGAGGGAUAUAGAGAGGAGGCUCUCAAGGGAAAGGCCAGCGGCGGCGCCAAUGGGGGGAUAAUACGGUUAUAUAGAGCGGAGCACCCGGAGUAUGACGGAGGAAGGGAUCCGGGGAGAGGACGCCAACAAAGAGCCACCGCCACCGUCGUUAAUGGUGGGGAGCUUAAAAGCCGAGUCUUUGCGAAUUAUUUAUCGCAAUGGACGAUCCUCCCUCGCCCUCGGCCUCCAGACUGAUGGGUCCAUUAGGGUUGCCAGCGUCACGAGGCCCGCGGCAACGACACGGGUCAUGCUGGAUCUUGGCGGGCGCCCUGUGACGAACGGCCAGGAAUGUCGAACGGAUUAUACCCCGCGGGGGGCUCCUCGCAGGGGAAGGGAGGGCCGUGGGAGCCCGAUAGUACCCUCCGAGCCUCUCUGAAUCUUCGGUCCAACGGUCACUGAGAUAUUUCGGAUGUUUGCCGAGCGCGGUACUCCGACGGUGCACUUAACCGCACGGAGCAGAGAGGAUCAAGGGAAGGGCACGGCCGUCGUCUCGACUACGUCAUCGCGGGGCGGUGACGCGAUCGCCAGUAGAUCCAAAUCCGCCUUCCUGUUUCGUGCAAGCCACGUGCACAGAUCCCGGUCACCGCGGUAUUCUGUUGCAGAUAUUUCGCAGGUUAAAACAGUGAUUACCGGAGUUUAACUCAUUCCCUAAUCUGGGUAGCUGGGCCCGUUUUGGGACCACCGUCCCGUGCAUAUUUCGGAUUCGGAGGGCCGCGCCUGGUCAUCGGUCUCGCCACCGGCGGCGCGCCGCUUUGAAACGUCACGGUAAGAGCGCGGGAUUUGACCGCUUACGUUGACCGCGUGCCCCGCCCGCCGCGGGUUUGGCUGUGCCCGCUUACGUGUCCCGGCGGGCUCCCUCGGGUCGGCUCGGCACUGCUCGACAUUCAUUCUGGCGAGGCUGCUUGUCGCGAAGCAGAGACAAUCAGUCAGUCCCCGUUGAGUCAACUCUGCGGCGGAGCGACUGAGGGAAGAAGCCCGAGAUGA